Musa acuminata AAA Group (dessert banana) is the source of this 1168-nucleotide messenger RNA. Its product is annotated as agamous-like MADS-box protein AGL11. The coding region runs from base 204 to 995 and encodes 263 amino acids. Gene Ontology annotation, biological process: positive regulation of transcription by RNA polymerase II. The transcript is spliced from 8 exons. Lineage: Eukaryota; Viridiplantae; Streptophyta; Magnoliopsida; Zingiberales; Musaceae. Gene Ontology annotation, cellular component: nucleus. The record is from RefSeq and is a predicted model, not a curated record. Gene Ontology annotation, molecular function: RNA polymerase II cis-regulatory region sequence-specific DNA binding; protein dimerization activity; DNA-binding transcription factor activity, RNA polymerase II-specific.
UUGUUCUCACCAGCUCAAGCUCUCCCCUUCCUUCCCCCUUCGUUGCCUCGGAACUCGCGAGUCUUUUCCCGUCGUUGCCGGUGAUCUCAGCCUGUGUUGCGCAUGCUUGGUUAUUCGACGGAAGAAGCUGGACUCUCAGUAAGAGAAAGCGAAGCUCAGACCGCAGUUGUUGUUACAACACGGAUUAGGAGAGGAAGGGAAACAUGGGGAGAGGAAAGAUCGAGAUCAAGCGGAUCGAGAACAACACGAGCCGCCAGGUCACCUUCUGCAAGCGCCGGAACGGGUUGCUCAAGAAAGCCUAUGAAUUGUCCGUCCUCUGCGACGCCGAGAUCGCGCUCAUCGUCUUCUCCAGUCGUGGCCGCCUCUACGAGUACUCCAACAACAGCAUUAAAUCGACCAUCGAGAGGUACAAGAAAGCAUAUGCCAACACUUCCAAUUCAAGCUGCACUAUAGACACCAAUUCACAGCAAUACUACCAGCAAGAAGCAGCAAAGCUGCGCCACCAGAUACAGAUUCUACAAAAUGCAAACAAGCACUUGAUGGGUGAAUCCCUGAGCUCUCUGAGCGUGAAAGAGCUCAAGCAGCUGGAGAACAGACUCGAAAGAGGCAUCACAAGGAUCAGAUCAAAGAAGGUAAACCAUCCGUCUGCCAAACAUUCAGUGCAGCUUCUCUAUUGUCCUAACGAGUUCAAGUUUUCUUCCCAGCAUGAGCUGCUGUUUGCAGAGAUCGAGUACAUGCAGAAAAGGGAAGUUGAGCUUCAAAAUGACAACAUCUACCUCAGAGCCAAGGUAGCGGAGAAUGAGCGGGCGCAGCAAGAAGUUAUCGUGUCGACCGGAGCCGAAUUCGAUGCUCUUCCAACUUAUGAUUCGAGGAACUAUUACCAUGUCAACAACAUGUUGGAGGCAGCAUCCCACUACUCUCACCAUCAAGAUCAGACAGCCCUCCAUCUUGGUUACGAAAUGAAGGACAGUUCUGCUGCAAAGAACAUGAUAUGAGCAUGUCUGGUUCGUGACGACUGUAGCUAGUAACCCUGCGCGUGCUUAAUCCUAAGAGGACUGUGUGAGAGCUGUUACUUGACUCUGUAAUGUACGUAGACGCUUCUCUAUUUGUACUGUGCCAAUAAAAGGUAUCGAACCAGUGGCUACUACCCCAUCGUUUCACUCUUUAA